This is a messenger RNA of Manduca sexta (tobacco hornworm), 1823 nucleotides long. RefSeq names its product acid phosphatase type 7. Lineage: Eukaryota; Metazoa; Arthropoda; Insecta; Lepidoptera; Sphingidae. The record is from RefSeq and is a predicted model, not a curated record. Bases 269 to 1579 code for a protein of 436 amino acids. The transcript has 10 exons. Gene Ontology annotation, molecular function: metal ion binding; acid phosphatase activity.
AGGGCGACACUGGUACUGACUUGUGUUUGUCGAUUAGAAUAUAAUAAUAUUAUAUUGAAUUGACGAUUUUUGCGAGCGAAGGCCAACUAGCUGUGGUCGUGCGUGUUUAUAAACUUUAAGAAAACAAAGGCAAUUUAUUAGUCAUAACCGAGGAAUAGGAUAGAGUAGACUCUACACUGUAGACUGUAGUACAGCUGAAAUAGUUAAAAACUAACUUGCUUAAUUGGUAUUCUGAGAUUUUAGUUUUACAAGGUGCGACAAAAUAAAAAUGAGAAGAUUAAUAAUACUAUUGUUUCUCCAUGUUUGCACUGCUUGGUUCCCAAAUGAGCGUUCUGCACCUAAAUAUACGUGUACAUAUUGCCAGCCCGAACAGAUACACAUAGCAUUUGGUGAAAAAACCAAUGACAUAGUGGUAACAUGGUCGACGUUCAACGACACGCAGGAGUCCCGGGUUCAAUAUGGCCAGGGCAUUAUGGACAAGGAGGCGGUCGGCUCGGCCAAGCUCUUUAUCGACGGCGGUAAAGAACAACGCUCCCAGUGGAUUCAUAAUGUGGUGCUGAAAGAUCUCAAGUUUAACACUAAGUAUGUGUACCACGCGGGUUCAGUGUACGGCUGGUCUGAGAUGUUCUCGUUCAAGACGCCGCCAGCUGGUGAGAACUGGGUGCUGCGCGCUGCCAUCUACGGCGACAUGGGCAGCGAGAAUGCACACUCGCUGUCGUAUCUGCAAGACGAGGCGCAGCGUGGCCACUUCGACGUGUUGCUGCACGUGGGCGACUUCGCGUACGACAUGGACUCGGAGGAGGCUCGCGUGGGAGACCAGUUCAUGCGCCAGAUCCAGCCGCUCGCAGCCUCCCUGCCGUACAUGACCUGCCCCGGCAACCACGAGGAGAAGUACAACUUCAGUAACUACGCGAGUCGGUUCAGCAUGCCGGGCCGCGACUCGAGCCUGUACUACAGCUUCGACCUCGGCCCCGUGCACUUCGUCUCCAUCUCCACCGAGGUCUACUACUUCACCAAGUACGGCCUCAAGCUCAUCUUCAACCAGUACGAGUGGCUCAAGAAAGAUCUGGCUAAGGCUAGCCUGCCGGAGAACAGAGCGAAGCGUCCGUGGAUCGUGCUGUACGGCCACCGGCCGAUGUACUGCAGCAACUCCAACGACAUCGACUGCAGCUUCGAGUACACGCGCGUCGGACUCUUCGGCAUCUUCGGCGGUCUGGAGCCGCUGCUGGCCGCGUACGGCGUGGACGUGGUGAUCUGGGCUCACGAACACUCGUACGAACGCACGUGGCCGCUCUACGACAACCAGGUCUACAACGGCUCCGUGGAACAGCCCUACGUCAACCCUGGGGCGCCGGUACAUUUGAUCACCGGGUCCGCCGGCUGCAAGGAGGGCGUGGACCCCUUCGAGAGGUCACACUACGCGUGGUCCGCGUUCCGUUCCAGCGACUACGGGUACACGCGCUUCAAGGCCUACAACAAAACGCACGUGCACUUCGAACAGGUGAGCGUGGAUCUGAAAGCGAAAGUGAUCGACUCGUUCUGGAUCGUGAAGGACAAACACAAAGCGUACGAUGUGUAACCAUCGCAUCUAGAACGAAUGUUAUAUACACAUCGCAGGAGUAACGUUAUUGACAAAGCAAUUGUGAUAUUAUUAUUGUCUCAAAAUUUUCCCAAUUGUAAUUUUAGAUUUUAGUCAAUUUAUAAUACAUAUCAAACUUGGAGGUAUACGUAUUAGAAUACGAUAAUAAUAUGUAUUCGCGAAAAAUAUUUUUUGUUGCAAUAUAUUUUGUAAAGUUCUUAGAAUAAAAGUAGUAGAUAAUUAA